UCUCCUGCUCGUAUUCAACCUUCUCUCUCUCUCUCUAAAAGACUAUUUUCCUCUCAAGACACCAUUAAACCACCUCCAACACCACCCUCCUCUCCAUACAAUGAGAAAGAGAAACAUAAAAACAAAAGGUGGUAGAUGCAUGAGCCACAAACUUAAUACAUAAUCUCUUCUUUCUCUCUCUAUCUCCUCUCUUUUUUACUCACUCACCACCUUUCCUUCCUAAAAUCCUAAAUCCCUUUGCACUUUGCUACGGAUUUUCUUACCAACCACCUUUGCGAUUCCCCUCAGAUUCCACGCUCCCUCAGCCGCCGCCUACCCUGCCUCUUCUGGUACAAACAAUGCCUGCUUCUUUCUCUUUCUAGUGGCUUUGUUCCUGUUCUUCCAUUUGGGUAGUCCGUUCUUGACUUGUCUGCUGGGUCUUUGGUCGUGAGCAUUCUGCGUUGACGGGAGCUAUGUGAUACGUGAAAGAAGUUGAAAAGCAGGCCAUUGUACAUUAAUUAGAAGUUUGAGUCAAAAUAUGGUGAGCUUACGAAGGCGCAAGCUUUUGGGGCUAUGCUCUGGGAGAAGUUCCUUCGUAGCUCCACUUCCUAGGGUUUUCAAUGGAGCUGCUCCUGCAAAUCCUACCCAGACUAACAAUCCUGUCAGAGUGCAUCCAGUACCUUCAGAUGAUGUCAACCAGCCGGUGGGGAAUAAAGUACGACCUGGAUCAUCAAAUGAAACUGGUUCAAGCUCAUCCAAAGAGCAGCCCAUUCAACCAGUUGCAGGGCCACCAAUAAAACGCAGAAAGCGACACAGGAGAAAGCUUUUUCAAAACCAAGAACCAUGUCUGAUGAGAGGUGUCUAUUACAAAAAUAUGAAAUGGCAGGCAGCAAUUAAAGUUGAUAAGAAACAAAUUCACCUUGGAACUGUUGGUUCACAAGAAGAGGCUGCCCGUUUGUAUGACAGGGCUGCAUUCAUGUGUGGGAGGGAACCCAACUUCGAGCUUUCUCAGGAGGAGAAGAAGGAACUUAGGAAAUUCAAGUGGGAAGAAUUCUUGGCAAUAACUCGUCAUGCAAUUACUAGUAAAAAACAUAAGCGAAGGCUUGGGACGGGGUCGCAGAGGAGGUCCGAGUCUCCAAUGAAUAACAGUGAAUGGGAUGGCAAGAAAGAAGCCAAUGACCUUUCAGCUUCAGAAGAUGUGGAGCCAGACACAUCAGUCUCUUGAAAAUUAGGAACAAGGCUGAAAUAAUAUUCCAGUUCUAACGGUGAAGUUGUAGCCAAUAGGGCUCCAUUUUUGGUUUACAAAUACGAGGGUAAUGAUGGUAGAUUUCAUUGUCUCCUCAGAAGAAAUUCCUUAUGACUUCUGCACUAUAAAUAGUUACAUACUUGAUGUAGAUUAGUUAUAAAUUUCCAUUAUAUUUAA
Molecule: messenger RNA, 1402 nt
Organism: Carya illinoinensis
Lineage: Eukaryota; Viridiplantae; Streptophyta; Magnoliopsida; Fagales; Juglandaceae
Product: ethylene-responsive transcription factor-like protein At4g13040
Exons: 7
Coding region: 518-1204 (228 amino acids)
Biological process (GO): regulation of DNA-templated transcription
Molecular function (GO): DNA binding; DNA-binding transcription factor activity
Source: RefSeq, a predicted model, not a curated record